Molecule: messenger RNA, 735 nt
Organism: Pichia kudriavzevii
Lineage: Eukaryota; Fungi; Ascomycota; Pichiomycetes; Pichiales; Pichiaceae
Exons: 1
Coding region: 1-735 (244 amino acids)
Molecular function (GO): 2 iron, 2 sulfur cluster binding
Source: RefSeq, a predicted model, not a curated record
AUGGCCUUAAUUGAAAUAGAAAAUAAAGAUCAGUUCUCAGAAUUGACUUCCGCAAGUAAUAAGUUGAUUGCACUUUAUUUCCACACACCAUGGGCUUCACCAUGCAUUCAGAUGAACAAAGUCAUAAGUACUUUGGCCGACUCUGCCCAAUACUCAAAUGUCAGUUUUCUUUCUAUAAAUGCCGAUAAUUUCCCGGAAAUCUCAGACUUGUUUGACAUUACGGCCGUUCCUUACUUUGUGAUUAUUAAGGAUGGAACUAUAUUGAAAGAGUUGACUGGCGCUGAUCCAAAGGAAUUCAUAAAUGCCAUUGACCAAUUCAACGGACAAUCUUUGGAUCAAUCGUCGACAAAUCAAUUGGCAUCGUCCGCUACAGUGGAGUCCACCAGUACAUCUGUCGAGGAAACUCCUGAACAAUUGAAUGCAAGAUUACAGAAAUUAACAACAGCUGCUCCAAUCAUGUUGUUUAUGAAAGGUACUCCAUCGGCUCCUCAAUGUGGAUUCUCCAGACAAAUGGUUGCAAUUCUAAGGGAACACCAAGUCCGAUUUGGGUUCUUCGAUAUCCUAAAGGACGACUCCGUUAGACAAGGCUUGAAAACUUACAGUGAUUGGCCAACAUUCCCUCAGCUAUAUAUUGGAGGCGUAUUUCAAGGUGGUUUGGAUAUCAUCAAGGAGAAUUUGAGCGAAGAUGACCUCUUCUUUGAACAUGCCCUUGAAGAGUCAAACUCGUCCAAAUGA